Molecule: messenger RNA, 3936 nt
Organism: Cucurbitaria berberidis CBS 394.84
Lineage: Eukaryota; Fungi; Ascomycota; Dothideomycetes; Pleosporales; Cucurbitariaceae
Exons: 6
Coding region: 92-3589 (1165 amino acids)
Biological process (GO): lipid metabolic process
Cellular component (GO): kinesin complex
Molecular function (GO): protein binding
Source: RefSeq, a predicted model, not a curated record
CAGAUGUGCUGCUGCUCGUACUGCUGGCCACUCGCAGCGGCAAGGCUGCGUCUGGCUCCCUGCUGCUGCGCUGUAUGACCGCCAUGGGGUGAUGCAAAUACUACGCCUUCCUCCCAGCUCGUGCGCUGCCAUCUCUCUUACAAUCCAUACUAACCUGAACCAACUACCCGUGAUGGCCGUCGACGAGCUCCGUCUACUCGCUCUCGACGGCGGCGGCGUUCGUGGCCUGUCAGCCCUGAUGAUCCUCGAGCAGCUCAUGGAGGCUGUCAAUCCGGACGCGCCGCCGAAGCCGUGCGAAUACUUUGACAUGAUCGGGGGUACGAGCACUGGGGGGCUGAUCGCCAUCAUGCUCGGCCGGCUGAGGAUGAGCGUGGCUGACAGCAUCGCCGCUUACCUGACGCUCUCAGACCGGGUGUUCCGCAAGACGAGACACCGGGUGACGGUCAGGGGCAAGGUUCAGGGCCGCUUCGACUCAGAGGAGCUGGCACGAGCUGUGAGAGAGGUCGUCCAACAACAAGGCCUUUCAGAAGACACGCUACUCAAAGACGCACCAGAAGCGGGCUGCAGGGUAUUCGUGUGCGCGACAAGCAAAGAGACCAGCGAAACCGUUUGCCUCACAAGCUAUCGGACGCCACGCGGAAACAGCGACCUUUUGAACAGUGUGAAGAUGUGGGAGGCUUGUCGGGCCACCUCAGCUGCCUCGUCCUUCUUUGACCCGAUCGCAGUGGGAAGAUUUGAUGAGAAGUUUGUAGACGGCGCGACGGGAGCGAACAAUCCAGUACGAGAGCUGUGGGACCAAGCGCAGCUGGUGUGGGGACCAGGGCCACUGGAGGGUAAGGUCAAGUGCUUGGUCUCGAUCGGGACGGGUGUGCCUUCUCUCAAGCCGUUCAAGGAUGACGUCUUCCACAUUGCCGAGACGUUGAUCGCGAUCGCGACGGAGACAGAGCAGACAGCAGAGAGGUUCCGGCGUGAGAAAUCGCUGCUUGCCGAUACUGGUCGGUACUACCGGUUCAACGUAGUGCGUGGGCUAGAGGACAUCGGGCUGGAAGAGUCGAAGAAGGUCAAGGAGAUGGCGGCAGCCACACGAAAGUACAUUGGGAGUGAGGAGGUGUAUAGGCAGAUGCAGGCAUGUGCCGGCAGCAUCGCGGGGAGAGCCUAUUUUGGCGAAUAUCAUAUCAACUUCAGCCUAGAGGGAGUCCCAACGGUGAGCCACUUUGUAGACCGACCGAAAGAGAUGGAGGGUCUCGAACGAGUGCUCCUUCCCGGACGAGGACAGAGCUGCCGGCAGAAGAUCCACGUGCUGCAUGGCCUCGGCGGCAUAGGUAAGACGCAACUAGCGGUUGCGUUUGCGCGUCAAUACCACCGGCAGUUUAGCUCAGUGUUCUGGCUAGACGGGAGCAGCGAGGACAACCUAAAACGCAGCAUCGUCAGCCACGCGAGCAGGAUCCCUUCAGGUCAGAUCCCUGAGACGAGCAGGAAAGCAAACAGCGAGGCCGAUGUGAAUGCAGUCGUCAAAGGCAUCAUGGACUGGCUUGCGCGGCCGGACAACACCGUCUGGCUGCUCAUCUUUGACAACGUCGACAGAGAAUACGAUCCACGGGGUAGCGACGACCCUGAUGCGUACAAUGUGAAGGACUACCUCUCAGGCGCGGACCAUGGCUCUGUUCUCGUGACGACCCGACUGGCGAAGCUGCAGCAGUUGGGGGAGUCGCAGCCGCUGACCAAAGUGGACCACAAACAGGCCCAGGCAAUCUUGGAGAGCUGGUAUAAGGGGAAGCACGACACGACUGAGAUCAAGUGCCUUCUUGAAAAGCUGGACGGCCUGCCACUCGCAAUCGCACAAGCGGGCGCGUAUCUACAGCAGAGUGGAGUGGGGCUGACGGCCUACUUGAGGUUCUACGAGCAGCAGUGGAGCGAGCUAAUGGAGUCGGACGAUGCGCCACUCCAAGACUACCCCAGAAGCGUGUGGAAGACGUGGGCCAUCUCGUACCAGACAAUUCGCCGCGAGCACGAAGCUACAGCCAACCUUCUCCUCCUGUGGUCGUUUCUCGAUAACAAGGAUUUGUGGUAUGGCCUGAUCGCAGCAGCAGACCAGAAAUCUACAGUGGCCUCCAGGAUGCUAUCAGAGUGGAUUGGAGGGAUUGCAUCAAGCGAGCUCGAGUUCAGCCGGGCAAUGAAGCUACUGCUUAAGUACUCGUUAAUCGAAAAGGUAGAAGAGACGGCAAGCUAUGCGACGCACCCAGUUGUUCACCAAUGGGCAUACCACUCCCAGGGCAAGUGCUUUGCGGUAGAAAUUACUCGACUGGCGGUAAUUACAGUCGGGUAUGCUGUGCCAAUGGGCCCAUCUAGGGAAGACAUGGCCAUACAGCGACGGCUCCAUCCCCAUGCACAAGUGUGCUCCAAAUGGGUGGUAGAAGGCAAGACAAAGCGGCGUUUUGCAGAUAACGAUGGUCACGCCGAGGAUGUGGAAAAGGACGAGGAGCUAUCUGUACUUCAAGCUGCCCACAACUUGGGGAUUCUCUACAAAGACCAAGGCAAGCUAGGCGAGGCAGAGCAGAUGUACAAAUGGGUGCUGCGAGAAUGCGAGCAACUCGCACCUGACCACACGUUAAUACUAGUCACGACCACCAACCUGGGCAAUGUCUACAGCAUUCAAGGCAAAGUAGAUAAAGCAGAGCAGAUGUAUAUGCGGGCGCUGCAAGGGUACGAGGAGGCACUCAGACCUAAGCACUAUUCAAUACUAGAGACAGUUAAUAACCUAGGUGUCCUCUAUAUGAGACAAGGCAAACUAGAUAAAGCAGAGCAGAUGUACAAGCGGGCGCUGCAAGGGAACAGGGAACCUGGAUCUGAACACACGUCAAUGCCAGCCACGAUCAACAACCUGGGUAAUGUCUACAUGGAACAAGGCAAACUAGACAAAGCAGAGCAGAUGUAUAUACAGGCGCUGCAAGGGUGCGAGGAGGCACUCGGACCUAAGCAAUAUUCAACACUAGAGACAGUUAAUAACCUAGGUGUCCUCUAUAAGAGACAAGGCAAACUAGACAAAGCAGAGCAGAUGUACAAGCGGGCGCUGCAAGGGUAUCAGCGGGUGCUCGAUCACACAACUUUACAAACAUAUCAGCCAGCUCUUGAUGCCUUAAACAACAUGGCCGUUCUCUACAAAAUACGGGGCGAGAAUGAGAGGGCUCGAGCGAUGUACUCAAGCGUUCUUGUUGGCUAUCAGGUUCUUUUCGGCCCCUCUCAUGACAAUUGUCAAGAGCUUGAGGCUUGCCUAGAUAGGCUACCACACUCUCAACAGGGAAAGGAAGAUGGGUGGGCAGUGCUAGCAGAACUACUUACAUCUAAGGCUCACGGCAGUACUGAAGAUUGGUCAGAACAGAUAGCAGAAUCCGUUACACCUGAGGUUCAAAACAGCGAGGAAGAUGAGUUGGAGCAGGUAGCAGAACCAGUUAUACCUGAGGUUUACAGCAGUGAGGAAGACGACUUGGAGCAGAUAGCAGAACCAGUUGUGCCAGAGGUUCGCGGUAGUAAGGAGAAGAAGAAGUGGAGACUUGCAGUGCGUAGGGCCGUUGAGAGGGUAUUCCAGUAAAUUUGUUGUUGCGUGGUCGUUGAAACAUUCUGGUCACCGGUCUCGUCCACGAGGAUGCUCUCAAAGAGGCGCCGUAUGCUCUGUACUGACUGAUGGGUAGACCAUGGUCACCUGGGGUUGAACUAAACACGUGCUGGAACAAGGUGGAUAUAGAAGGUUGAAUUCCUACAGCAGGUGGGGAAAGCAUAUGUUCAUCAUCCUCCGCAUGCGACGCGAUUUCCGAAUUGGUGUGUUAAUCACGUGUAUGGAUCUCAAGUGUGCCAGUAGUACCGAAACACUUCUAGGGCUACUUAUUAAUUAGCUCGACCAAAGGUGGCUCGAGAAAACGUAAUCACAAACAUCUCCGC